AUGGCGAAGGAAGAAGAGGAUGAGAAGAAAGCCAAGAAAGGGAAGAAGGGGAAGAAGGCGCCGGAGCCGGAGAAGCCCAAGCGGAGCCUGAAGGGGACUUCGCGGCUGUUCAUGGGCUUCCGAGACCGCACGCCCAAGAUCUCCAAGAAGGGGCAGUUCCGGAGCGCAUCGGCAUUCUUCUGGGGCCUCCACACCGGACCCCAGAAGACCAAACGCAAGAAGAAGGCGCGCACGGUGCUCAAGUCCACGUCGAAGCUCAUGACGCAGAUGCGCGCGGGCAAGAAGAAGCGUGCCAUGAAGGGCAAGAAGCCGUCCUUCAUGGUGAUCCUUCCUGGCCGGCGCGGCUACGGCCGCCUGCGCCCGCGUGCCCAGUCGCUCAGCAAGGCGUCCACGGCCAUCAACUGGCUCACCAAGAAAUUCCUCAUCAAGAAGGCCGAGGAGUCGGGCAGCGCGCAGGCCACGCUGGACGCCUGGCUGGACCGCUCCGGCUCCCGCACGGGCUCGCGCAAGCUGCCCUUCCCAUCGGGCGCCGAGAUCCUGCAGCCCGGGGGUCGCCUGCGCAGGUUCCCGCGCGCCCACAGCAUCUACGCGUCGGGCGAGCCCGUGGGCUUCCUGCCCUUCGAGGACGAGGCCCCGUUCCGGCACUCGGGCUCCCGCAGGUCGCUGUACGGGCUGGAGGGCUUCCAGGACCUGGGCGAGUACUACGACUACCACCGCGAGGGUGAUGACUACUACGACCGGCAGUCGCUGUACCAGUACGAGGAGGAGCCCUACCGGGGCGCCUACGGCCUCCACGGCCCGGCCUGGCCGCCCUAUGACUACCCGCACGGGUACCCGCCCGAGAACCCCUACGACUACUAUGGCCCAGACUACUACGGGGGCUCCUUCUACUCCGACUACGGCUACCGCUAUGGCUACGACGACUACGAGCCCCCCUACGCGCCCCCGUCGGGGUUCGCGUCUCCCUAUGGCUACUACGACGCAUGCGGCGAGGCGCAACCGCACGGCUACUACCAGGACUCCUACGCUCCUUCCGACGCGCUUUACCCGCCCUACGACCUGCCCUACCUGGAUCCCUACGCGCCGCCCUACAGCGUCCCCUACGGUGCCUCCCACGGAGUCCCCUACGCCGAAGGCAUCUAUGGUGGCGGGGACCAGGCCAUCUACCCCCCCGAAGGGCCCCUAUCUUCCGCCGGAGCAGUCGGCUUCGCAUACCCGUGGGUGCCGCCGCCCAUCCUGUCGCCUCACAACCCGUACGCCCACCCCAUGGACGACAUCGCGGAGCUGGAGGAGCCCGAGGAGGCGGGCGGUGAGCGGCAGGGCACCUCCUUCCGCCUGCCCAGCGCCGCCUUCUUCGAGCAGCAGGGCAUGGACAAGCCCGCCAGGUCCAAGUUGUCCCUCAUCCGCAGGUUCCGCCUCUUCCCGCGGCCCCAAGUGAAGCUGUUUGGGAAGGAGAAGUUGGACGUGCCCCUGCCGCCCUCCCUGGACAUCCCUCUGCCCUUGGGAGAUACAGACGAAGACGAAGAAGAGGAUGAGAUGCCGCCACUGCCCCCGGUGCCCUACGGCCACCCCUUCUGGGGUUUCCUCACGCCGCGGCAGCGCCGCCUCCAGCGCGCCCUCUCGGCCUUCGGCGCCCCCCGGGGCCUGGGCUUCAGCUCGGACUUCAGACGCCCAGCGCCGCGCCCGGCCACUUCGCUGGCGCGGUUCCUCAAAAAGACCCUGUCGGAAAAGGAGCCCAUCCCACGGCUGAGGGGCAGCCAGAAGGCCCGGGCGCGAGGCCCGGCUGUCAGGGAGGCGGCCUACAAGCGCUUCGGCUACAAGCUGGCCGGCAUGGACACCGACCGGCCCGGCACGCCCAUCGUGCUGCGGAGGGCGCAGGCGCGCGUGCGCAACAACAACAACUCCCGCCGUCCGCCGACCCCGCCGCGCGCCCCGGCCCCGCCCCCGGCCCCGGCCCUGCCGGCCUGACCCCGGGCCUGCCCCCCAGCUGCCUCGCCCUACGGCUCGCUCCGCCGGCACCCGCCGCCCUGGGCCGCCCCGGCUCACGUGCCCCUCGCACCCCAGGCCAGCUGGUGGGCCUUGGCCGAGCCCCCCGUGAGCCCCGAGGGGCCCCCUGACCCUCUGGCCUUCCCCGGACCCUGGCUCUCCUUCAGGGGCUCCCGCCGGCGGGGCGCGGCCUUCGGCUUCCCCGGGCCCUCGCCCCGGCCCUCGCUGAGGAGCCCCGCCCCCGCCUGGGGUACCGCUCACCCCUGGGGCCCCUUGUCCCCCCAGCCCUCCGUCCGCCGCGGCCCCUUCCGGCCGCCCUUCUCGCCGCCGCCCUGCCGUCCCCGCUCGCUGCGGGAGCCCCCGUCCCCGCGCCGAGCCUCGGGGCGCCCGGGGCACCCCGGUCCGCCCAUGCUGGGCUCCCCGCGGCCGCCCUCGCCACCCCCUCUGCUGGGCCCCAGCCCGCGAAACCGCUCGCUCCACCUGCCCUCGCGCCUCCCGCGCACGUCCAGCCUAAGCGAGCCUCCCACCAGGGCCGUGAAGCCCCGGCCGCGCCAGCCCUUCCCCCCUGCCACCCGGGCCUGGGUCUUGGCGGCGGCUACCGCUGCCGCUGCCCCUGUUCCUGAGCACCGCGAGAGCCAGCGCGAGCCCGAGGACUCGGAGACGCCCUGGACAGUGCCCCCGCUGGCCCCCAGCUGGGACGUGGACAUGCCUGACACCCAGCGGCCACCCUCGCCCUGGCCGGGAGGCCCAGGCAGCCUCCGUGGCUUCUCCAGGCCACCCCCUGUACCCCCAAACCCCUUCCUCCAGCACGUGGGCCCAGGGCUAUCCCCUGCUCCCCAGCCUGAAGAUCCAGCCUCUGACUCAACCGGUAUCUUCCUGGGUAGACACCACGACCCAGGGCCUGGACAGCUGACCAAAUCUGCCAACCCGAGCCUCAAGAAGCCUGAAGAAGAGGCCUGCCCGGAGGACCCCCAGCCACCAGCAGAGCCUGAACGCCCGACCCUGACACCCGCUAAGGAUUUCCUCUCAGAGCGGAAAGCACUGAGGCUCAGCUUUUCCUACCCACUGGCCACCUCUGAGCAGAUGAGGGCCACAUGGCCACCAUGGCGCCGCUGGGGGACACUGCCCAGGGCCCCAGCCCCCUUGGCGCCCUCUGGGGCCCCAGGACCCCUGCCCAAGGCGGGUGAAUGGCUCCAGGCAAGCCCUGGGCGUUUUGCUGUGGUCAUGCCUCGUGUGCAAAAGCUGAGCUCUUUUCAGCGAGCUUGUUCUGCUACCCUGCAGCCUCCCAUCCAGGAGCCAGAGCCCAGGCCCAGGCUGAGAGCCUGGAGUCUGCUCUGGUCCCGCCUCUGGCUGCCGGCGGAGGCCCACCAACCCUGCACACGAGUACACGCUCGCCCCCCGUCCUGCCGCCUGGGCCCUGGAGCUGCCUGCCUGCCCCACGGGGGCUCCGGGGAAAAGGUUGGCCCCAAAGGCUGGUGGAACAAGAUGCACUCCAUCCGCAACCUGCCGUCCACACGGUUCCGCGAGCAGCAGCGGGAGGACGGCGUGGAGGACAUGACGCAGCUGGAAGACCUCCAGGAGACCACUGUGCUGGCCAACCUCAAGACCAGAUUUGAACGGAACCUCAUCUACACGUACAUCGGCAGCAUCCUGGUGUCGGUGAACCCGUACCGGAUGUUUGGAAUCUACGGGCUGGAGCAGGUGCAGCAGUACAGCGGGCGGGCCCUGGCCGAGAAUUCCCCGCACCUCUUUGCAAUUGCAAAUCUCGCCUUCGCCAAAAUGCUCGAUGCCAAACAGAACCAGUGCAUAAUCAUCAGUGGAGAGAGCGGCUCUGGAAAAACUGAGGCCACGAAGCUGAUUCUGCGCUACCUGGCGGCCAUGAACCAGAAACGGGGCGUCACACGGCAGAUAAAGAUCCUGGAGGCCACACCCCUCCUGGAGUCCUUCGGUAACGCCAAAACUGUCAGGAACGACAACUCCAGCCGCUUCGGGAAGUUUGUGGAGAUCUUUCUGGAAGGGGGCGUGAUUUCUGGUGCCAUAACCUCGCAGUACCUGCUGGAGAAAUCCAGGAUCGUGUUUCAGGCCAAAAACGAGAGGAACUACCACAUCUUCUACGAGCUGCUGGCCGGGCUGCCCGCCCAGCUCCGGCAGGCCUUCAGCCUGCAGGAGGCCGAGACCUACUACUACCUGAACCAGGGUGGGAACUGUGAGAUCUCAGGGAAGAGCGACGCGGACGACUUCCGCCGGCUGCUGGCCGCCAUGGAGGUGCUGGGCUUCAGCGCCGAGGACCAGGACAGCAUCUUCCGCAUCCUGGCCUCCAUCCUGCACCUGGGCAACGUCUACUUUGAGAAGUAUGAGACGGACGCACAGGAGGUUGCCUCGGUGGUGAGCGCCCGGGAGAUCCAGGCCGUGGCCGAGCUGCUGCAGGUCUCCCCCGAGGGCCUGCAGAAGGCCAUCACCUUCAAAGUGACCGAGACAAUGCGAGAGAAGAUCUUCACCCCCCUGACCGUGGAGAGCGCCGUGGACGCCAGAGAUGCCAUCGCCAAGGUCCUGUACGCGCUGCUGUUUGGCUGGCUCAUCACCAGGGUCAACGCGCUGGUGUCCCCGCAGCAGGACGCGCUGUCCAUCGCCAUCCUGGACAUCUAUGGCUUCGAGGACCUGAGCUUCAACAGCUUCGAGCAGCUGUGCAUCAACUAUGCAAACGAGAGCCUCCAGUACCUCUUCAACAAGAUCGUCUUCCAGGAGGAGCAGGAGGAGUACAUCCGCGAGCAGAUCGACUGGCGGGAGAUCGCCUUCGCCGACAAUCAGCCCUGCAUCAACCUCAUCUCGCUGAAGCCCUACGGCAUCCUGCGCAUCCUCGACGACCAGUGCUGCUUCCCCCAGGCCACAGACCACACAUUUCUGCAGAAGUGCCAUUACCACCACGGCACCAACCCACUCUACUCCAAACCCAAGAUGCCACUGCCCGAGUUCACCAUCAAGCACUACGCGGGCAAAGUCACCUACCAGGUGCACAAGUUCCUGGACAAGAACCAUGACCAGGUGCGCCAGGACGUGCUGGACCUGUUUGUGCGGAGCCGGACACGGGCGGUGGCACACCUCUUCUCCAGCCAUGCCCCGCAGGCUGCCCCUCAGCGCCUGGGCAAGAGCAGCUCCGUCACCCGGCUCUACAAGGCGCACACGGUGGCCGCUAAGUUCCAGCAGUCGCUCCUGGAUCUGGUGGAAAAGAUGGAGAGGUGUAACCCCUUGUUCGUCAGGUGCCUGAAGCCCAACCACAAGAAGGAGCCAGGCCUCUUUGAGCCAGAUGUGGUGAUGGCCCAGUUACGCUAUUCGGGGGUGCUGGAGACUGUGCGGAUCCGCAAGGAGGGCUUUCCGGUGCGGCUGCCCUUCCAGGUGUUCAUCGACAGGUACCGCUGUCUAGUAGCCCUCCAGCACAACCUACCAGCCAGUGGGGACAUGUGUGUGUCCGUGCUGAGCCGCCUGUGCACGGUCACGCCAAACAUGUACCGCGUCGGCAUCAGCAAGCUGUUCCUGAAGGAGCACCUGCACCAGCUGCUGGAGGGCAUGCGGGAGCACGUCCUGAACCUGGCAGCCCUCACGCUGCAGCGCUGCCUCCGCGGCUUCUUCAUCCAGCGGCGUUUCCGCUCCCUGCGCCACAAGAUCAUCUUGCUGCAGAGCCGGGCCCGUGGCUACCUGGCCAGGCAGCGGUAUCAGCAGAUGAGGAGGCGUCUGGUGAAGUUCCGGGCCCUGGUGCACACGUGCACAAGCCACCGGCGUCACCUCAAGGUGCUGCAGGCCUGCCCCUCGCCCUCCUCCCAGGAGCCAGGCCUGCCCCCUCUCCUGCAGCCGAGGGCGGAGCGGAGGCUCUGGGUGGCAGAGGCGCGGCUACGGGGGCAGGAGGUGGGUGCGGGGGUCCGGGUGGCCGCAGGGGACGGGAAGGGGGGCCGGCAGGAGCUGAGCAAGCGGCAGGUGGUGGCUGUGGGGCACCUGGAGGUCCCGGUGGAGCUGGCUGGGCUCCUGCGAGCAGUGGCGGGCCUCAGGACGGGCCAGGUGCCCCGGGUGGCCCCCGUGCGGACUCCCCGGCUUCAGGCUGAGCCCCGGGUCACGCUGCCCCUGGAUAUCAACAACUACCCCAUGGCCAAGUUUGUCCGGUGCCACUUCAAGGAACCUGCCUUCGGGAUGCUGACACUGCCCCUGAGGACGCCCCUCACACGGCUGCCGGCGGAGUAUCAUGCAGAGGCCGUGGGCAUCUUCAAGCUGAUCCUGCGUUUCAUGGGCGACCCCCAGCUGCAUGGAGCCCGGGACCAUGUCUUCGGGAACUACAUCGUGCAGAAAGGGCUGGCGGUGCCCGAGCUGCGGGAUGAGAUCCUGGCGCAGCUGGCCAACCAGGUGUGGCGCAACCCCAGUGCCCACAACGCUGAGCGGGGCUGGCUCCUGCUGGCCGCCUGCCUCAGCGGCUUUGCGCCUUCCCCGCGCCUCGACAAGUACCUGCUCAAGUUUGUGUCUGAUUACGGGCGGAAUGGCUUCCAGGCUGUGUGUCAACAUCGCCUCAUGCAGGCCAUGGGCCAGGCCCAACAGCAGGGCCCUGGCGCUGCCCGCACCUUCCCUCCGACCCAGCUCGAGUGGACGGCAACCCAGGAGAAGGCCGGGAUGGCGCUGGACGUGGGCUGCUUCAACGGUGACCAGCUCUCCUGCCCAGUGCACUCCUGGAGUACGGGGGAAGAGGUGGCCGGAGACAUUCUGAGGCACAGGGGGCUGGCCGACGGCUGGCGGGGCUGGACGGUGGCUAUGAAGAAGGGGGUCCAGUGGGCAGAGCUGGCCGGCCACGACUACGUGCUGGACCUGGUGUCGGACCUCGAGCUACUCAGGGAGUUCCCGCGACAGAAAGCCUACUUCAUCGUGGGUGCAGAGGGGCCCACGGCUGGCAGGGGAGGUCCCAGGGUUUUUGGAAACAGCUGGGACUCGGACGAGGACGUGCCCACGAGGCCCCAGCCCCCGGGGCACGUGCCCGUCGUGGCCAACUCCGAUGGGUACUGCAGCCACAAUGAGGACGGUACAAAUGGGGAGAUUGAGGCACAGAGAGGGACAGCGACCCACCAAGACUCGGACGGCCGUGGGGAGCCCGCUGUGCCCCACAAAGGACUGGACUGCUACCUGGAUAGCCUCUUCGACCCCGUGCUGUCCUACGGGGAUGCGGACCUGGAGAAGCCAACAGCCAUUGCUUACCGCAUGAAAGGGGGAGGCCAACCUGGUGGAGAUGGCAGUGGCGGCAGCAAAGGCACCCCCCGGAGACCUCCAGAGCCAAAGCCAAAGCUAAUUCCAGGCCUGGACGCCUCCACGUUGGCCCUGCAGCAAGCCUUCAUCCACAAGCAGGCUGUGCUGCUGGCCCGGGAGAUGACCCUGCAGGCCAUGGCGCUCCAGCAGCAGCCCCUGAGUCCCAGCCCAAGGCCAUCGCCCCCAGAGAAACCCCUAGCGCCAGAGGCCCGGCCGAAGUUCGUAGGCACUGGACUCCCGGCCAAGCCUGUGCUCUUGCGCUCCGCUCCAAAGCCUGUGGCUCCCGCUCCUCUGGCCAAGGCCCCGAGGCCCCCCACCAAGCCCGUGGCUGCCCCCAUUCUAGCUCAGGGCCGGGCUUCUCCAGAAUCCACUUCGCCCGGCCUAGAGCUGGUCCGGUCCUCGACCCUCAACUCGGAGCACUUCCCGCAGCCCACGCAGCAGAUCAAGGACAUCGUCAGGCAGCACCAGCAGCCGCCCCGGGGAGGCCGGCCCGAGGCCUUCAGGAAGGACGGCGGGAGGGUGUUCGUGAAGCGGCCAGACCCCCACGAGGAGGCCCUGAUGAUCCUGAGGGGGCAGAUGAGCCAUGCAGCGGCAGCACCUGGCACCCAGGUCCCCAGAGAGGCCGUAGCCCUGGUGAAGCCAGUGACCAGCACACCAAGGCCAUCCGUGGGGCCCACUCCAGCGCUGUCCUCACGGUCCCUGGAGCCGGCCGAGGACCCCGUGCAGACGCGGCUGCACCGCCUCCUCAGCCCCGACUUCUACGGCUACCAGGAUGCCCCCUGGCAGAUCUUCCUGCGCAAAGAGGUGUUCUACCCCAAGGACAGCUACAGCCACCCCGUGCCGCUGGACCUGCUGUUCCGCCAGAUCCUGCACGACACGCUCUCCGAGGCCUGCCUGCGCAUCUCUGCGGAGGAGAGGCUCCAGAUGAAAGCCCUGUUUGCCCAGAACCAGCUGGACACACAGAGGCCCUUGGUGACGGAGAGUGUGAAGCGGGCCGUGGUCAGCAUUGCACGCGACAGCUGGGAGGUCUAUUUCUCCCGCCUCUUCCCUGCCACGGGCAGCGUGGGCACCGGCGUGCAGAUCCUAGCUGUGUCCCACACGGGCAUCAAACUCCUGCGCGUGGUCAAGGGCAGCCACGAGGCCGGUGGGCAGCUUCGGGUCCUGCGCACAUACAGCUUUGCAGAUAUCCUGUUUGUGACCAUCCCCUCCCAGAACAUGCUGGAGUUCAACUUGGCCAGCGAGAAGGUCAUUCUCUUCUCAGCCCGAGCUCACCAGGUCAAGACCCUGGUGGACGACUUCAUCCUGGAGCUGAAGAAGGACUCGGACUACGUGGUCGCUGUGAGGAACUUCCUGCCUGAGGACCCAGCGCUGCUGGCCUUCCACAAGGGCGACAUCAUCCACCUGCAGCCCCUGGAACCACCUCGAAUGGGCUACAGUGCUGGCUGUGUGGUCGGCAAGAAGGUCGUGUACCUGGAGGAGCUGCGGCGUCGAGGUCCUGACUUCGGUUGGCGAUUUGGGACCAUCCAUGGGCGUGUGGGCCGCUUCCCUUCCGAGCUGGUGCAGCCUGCGGCUGCCCCCGACUUUCUGCAGCUGCCUGCCGAGCCGGGCCGGGGCCGCGCUGCUGCCGUGGCCGCUGCCGUGGCCUCCACUGCCGCUGCCCGGGAGGUGGGCCGCAGGAGGGAGGGUCCCCCAGUCAGGGCUGGCUCCGCAGACCGCGGGGAGGACGGCCUGGCUCUCCCACCGUACACAAUGCUCGAGUUUGCCCAGAAGUAUUUCCGAGACCCUCAGAGGAGACCCCAGGACGGCCUCAGGCCGAAAUCCAAGGAGGGUCGGGAGUCCAGAACCUUGGAGGACAUGCUUUGCUUCACCAAGACCCCGCUCCAGGACUCCCUCAUUGAGCUCAGCGACAGCAGCCUCAACAAGAUGGCCACAGACAUGUUUCUAGCUGUGAUGCGGUUCAUGGGAGAUGCCUCGCUGAAGGGCCAGAGUGAACUGGAUGUGCUUUGCACCCUCCUGAAGCUGUGCAGGGACCAUGAGGUCAUGCGGGACGAGUGUUACUGCCAAGUUGUGAAGCAGAUCACAGACAACACCAGCACCAAGCAGGACAGCUGCCAGCGAGGCUGGAGGCUGCUGUACAUCGUGGCUGCCUACCGCAGCUGCUCCGAAGUCCUCCAGCCACACCUCGUUCGCUUCCUCCAAGCCGUGGGCCGGACCCCGGGCCUGCCCUUCCAGGGGAUUGCCAAGGCCUGUGAGCAGAACCUGCAGAGAACGCUGCGCUUCGGUGGCCGUCUGGAGCUCCCCGGCAGCAUGGAGCUUCGGGCCAUGUUGGCCGGCCGCAGUUCCAAGAGGCAGCUCUUUCUUCUCCCCGGAGGCCUCGAGCGCCAUCUCAAGAUCAAAACGUGCACUGUGGCCCUGGACGUGGUGGAGGAGAUCUGUGCUGAGAUGGCUCUGACCCGCCCCGAAGCCUUUGAUGAGUAUGUCAUCUUUGUUGUCACCAACCGAGGCCAGCACGUGUGCCCACUCAGCCGCCGCGCCUACAUCCUGGACGUGGCCUCGGAGAUGGAGCAGGUGGACGGCGGCUACACGCUGUGGUUCCGGCGCGUGCUCUGGGAUCAGCCGCUCAAGUUCGAGAAUGAGCUCUACGUGACCAUGCACUACAACCAGGUGCUGCCCGACUACCUGAAGGGCCUGUUCAGCAGCAUGCCGGCCGGCCAGCCCGGCGAGCAGCAGCUGCAGCAGGUGUCCAAGCUGGCCGCGCUGCAGCACCGAGCCAAGGACCAUCUCUACCUGCCCAGCACGCGCGAGGCCCAGGAGUACAUCCCAGCCCAGCUCUACCGCACCGUGGCCGGCUCGGCGUGGCUCAGCCUGCUCGGCCAGCACCGGCAGCAGAUGCAGGCGCUCAGCCCCCACCAGGCUCGCGCCCAGUUUCUGGGCCUCCUCAGCGCCUCGCCCAUGUUCGGCUCCUCCUUCUUCUCCGUCCAGAGCUGCAGCAACGUCGCGGUGCCCGCCCCCUGCGUCCUGGCGGUCAACCAGAAUGGCCUCAACUUCCUCAGCACCGAGACGCACGAGCUGAUGGUGAAGUUCUCCCUGAAGGAGAUCCAGUCGACGAGGACCCAGCGGCCCACGGCCGGCUCCAGCUGCCCGUACGUGGAGAUCGCACUGGGGGAUGUGGCGGCCCAGCGCACCGUGCAGCUGCAGCUGGAGCAGGGCCUGGAGCUGUGUCGCGUGGUGGCCGUGCACGUGGAGAACCUGCUCAGUGCCCGUGAGAAGCGGCUCACGCUGCCCCCCAGCGAGAUCACGCUGCUCUGACCCAGCCCCCAGCCCCCAGCUGCCCUGUGCCAGGAGGCUUGCUGUGUGGUCCCAGGGGAGUUACUGGGCCAGAACCUUAGGGGAGACCAAGAGGCAGUAGGUGGCGUGGCGCAAGCCCCCAGGAACCUGAGAAGACUGAUCCUGAGUUGGGAUGGAGUUGCAGUGUGCAGACUUGGGUCAGAUGGCAGGAGGGACUUCCAAAGACUGACCAGUGGGGCCUCCUGCCACCUACCACUGUGGCCCUGCCCCGACUCCCCUGCGGCAGGGAAGCCCCACAGCGGAGACAAACUGAACCUGCCUUUGCUUUUCUUGGGGUCUGAUGUUCAAAUCUCCAUCUCCCUGUCCUGGUCCCUCACACGUCCCCCUCAGGUGCCCCUGCACUGCUGCUGAGCUUGGAUUCCUGGCUCUUGGUCA
Molecule: messenger RNA, 10983 nt
Organism: Balaenoptera acutorostrata (minke whale)
Lineage: Eukaryota; Metazoa; Chordata; Mammalia; Artiodactyla; Balaenopteridae
Gene: MYO15A
Product: myosin XVA
Cellular component (GO): myosin complex; cytoskeleton
Molecular function (GO): protein binding; ATP binding; cytoskeletal motor activity
Source: RefSeq, a predicted model, not a curated record